Filobasidium floriforme is the source of this 3338-nucleotide messenger RNA. RefSeq lists its product as uncharacterized. The coding region runs from base 161 to 3031 and encodes 956 amino acids. The record is from RefSeq and is a predicted model, not a curated record. NCBI's taxonomy places the organism in Eukaryota, Fungi, Basidiomycota, Tremellomycetes, Filobasidiales, Filobasidiaceae. The transcript is spliced from 3 exons.
ACUACUACUACUACUACUACUACUACUACUACUACUACUACUACUAGCUACGACUAAGAUAUUAUUGCUACCAUUACUUUCACCCUCAUUGUCGAUCAUCGAUUUGGUUCCCUACACCCAUCAGCAACAACAACAAAUACACACGCAUCACUAUUCUAUCAUGUCUACCGACAAAUCGUCCCUGCCCAACGAAUACCUUGAAGACGACCCGUUACUGCUGUGGUUGCAAGACAUCAUUGACGAACUAGAUGGCAUCAUGAAGACGAAGCAUGAUCGCGUCGCGGCAGUCAGCCUACAUAUAGUACGAGAUGACGUUCAGAACAUCUUGACGAGCUACAAUAAGCUCGCUAUGACCUUGACCCAAGAGUACGCCGAGUCUACAACAGUCGUUCUCAACGAGAUUGCCGAGGCCCAUGCGGUCGUCAUGAAGCUCCUUCGACUCGACCUUCGGAACCUUAUGCAGCAGAUCACCGUGAAACCCCCGGCCUGGGUGACUGCAAGCCAGGAGCGAUAUAGACAGAUGCAAAUGACCGGGAGCAAUACCAGCCUCAAUGCUUGCCAGUGCAUGCAUUACUGGGAUGUCGCUAUAAAGAGUCAAGAAAGAGGGCUCAACGACAUCCUCCGAGAUGCCUUCGGUCCCGAAAUGCCAUCGACCGACAGUGGAUCUUCCUUGCAUUAUCAACAUCAAGAGAAGCUUCUGGCCGAGGAUUUUGGGCGGGACUUUCUAGGAUCGGGAGCUGAGAUUCUUCGACACAAUGUCGAGGACAUGAUCAAGCAGGGCAAACGGAUGAAGGACGGGAAACGUUAUAAUACGACUGUGUAUGCCAACGUCAUCCCUAUCCUACAGUCGUCGGGAUCCGGAAAGACCCGUACUGUCGCUCAACUGGCCGAGAAGAACCUGGGCCUGCUCGUCUGCGUAAGACCGGAGCACGUGGACCAGACCCCAUCCUACCCGCCAAGAGAUGCUAAGGUGGCCAAGUGGCUUGUGCAAAGCGGCGACAUCUUCGAGAAUACUCGCUCGAUAGCUGUAUGGUUGAUAGCCAUGGCUGAAGAAUUGACACGCUUCUACGAGACUGAGUUGCGAAAGCACAAGUCGCAGUACGGUGCGGAGCACGAUCGGUCUUCCUUUAUCCUCCGGGUAGGACAACUCUUAUCCCCAGCUUACACCCGGCUAUCUCGUCUAUCGGACGAACGGGACGUCAACGAAGAACACAUUCGCGCAAUCCUGCUGGACUCGAUCGACGUCAAGGCUUCGAUGUUGAUGAAUCAAGAACGCUUCAGCCACCAAAGGUUUUCUGCAUCGAAUCCGAAACCUCAAGGUCCAAAGAGUCCGGUAUCUCAAAACAAUAUCGAAGCGUACCAUUGCGGACAAUACUUCGCAAAACCUAUCAAAGACGCCUUCCAGAAGCUAGCUGGAUGCGUUCAAACCGAAGGCGACGAGUCCUUCUUCCAUCUUGCGAUAGACGAAUGCAGCGAUAUGGGUGGCGGAUUACAUAUCCUGCGAAGACUGUGGAGUUUUAUCACUGCCAACAACUGCUUCGCCUUCCUAUUGGACACAACUACUCAGAUUUCGUUGACCUACGGUCACGAAGCGAUUAGCUCGUCAUUCCGAACCUGGAUCGGUAACGCCUUACUUCUUCCCCCAUUCAUCAACUUGCCGCUCAAUCUGGCACUUCAUGAGGUCAAGCACUAUCAGGAUGUGCUGAAGGGGAAGCACAAGGCAUCUCACGAUGAGCUGGAAGGGUGGCUUCGAAAGAUGGGACGCCCUCUGUUGAACGACAAUCGUCUCGUAAAGGAGAGCCGUCAAGGCAAACAACACUUCGACACGGAGAAGCUGAUAGAGAAGAUGAUUGGAAGGACUGGACCGGUCGAACUGUACAAAAGUACGGGCGAUCGAACGAGUCUGAGCCGGACGAUCGCUCUCCUCUCGAAUCGCGUGAAAUUGACCUUGGUGGGCCUGUCCGGAAACCCCCUCAAGUUGAAUAAGAAGGACGUCAGCCCCACGCUCGGAGGUCUCGCCGAAGAGCUUGUUGCAACAUACAUGGGCCGGCUCAAAACUGUAGGGCCGGGAGGGGAGUUGAUCUCCAUCGUUGCACCUUCGGAGCCAUGGUUAAGUCUGGCGGCAGCGCAUGUGUUUCGAGACGACCCAAAGCAACAUUGGUCAUCAGCUUUCGAUGCGAUCAAAAAGGUCCGAGCAGAUUACAGUGUGGAAAGCGGUGACGUCGGUGAGGAGAUCGCUUCCAUCAUUCUGCAUAUUGCAGCGGAUUUCUCUGUCGAUGUCGAUAGCAAGAACCCUCUUCAGCCUAUCAAUUUGCAGUGUUUCCUCGACGCACUCUACGGGGAUGGAGCCAAGGUUCCGGAAUUCCACGACUUAAGAACUUGGGCAAAAGGCUACUGGCUCAAUUUCACGCAUUUUCUGCAAAAUUCACAACGGUUCGAAGCGGAAAAAAAUCGGCUUUCAACUGCACAACUCGCAGAAGCUUGGACUCGACGAGCUGCUAUGAGAGGGGCAAAGUACCAGACCGGGUGGGAUCUGCUCCUAGUCAUCUACCGCAGCGACGAAAGGCCAACAGGGACCGAUAUGUUCGACCCCAGAAGACUAUCGCUAUUACCUAUACAAGUGAAAAAUCACGAGAUGGGGGACUCUUCCGGGUGGAAUGCGGAUUUUGCUGCAACAAGCACGGAAUCAGAGGACAUCGAGCUUCACCCUAUUCGAUGCACGAUUUGGUUCGACCUCCGAGCGACCUCCUCGACUUCAUCCCCGACCUCUGCGUUGGCCCCGGUCGAGAUCCAGCGCUGGAGUCCAACUUCCAAACGAAUGCAGAGAAAGCGUCCGCGUCAGACACGUUUACAUUCUUUGUUCCGGGGACUCGAGGGCAUCAAUGCAAUCAAGUGUCUUGAGAAGCAAGCGCGAAAGGACAUUUCUCUAUUGCUUGGACGUAUCCCAGUACCGGAAAUCAAGCCCUAUGUUCCUGGUAAUUCGGGUCCUUACAUAGCCGAGGGACUUGGCCUGUUUGAAUAUCAGCAUUAGUCAUCGUAACAACAGCUUGCCAAAUCGAUCUUUAAAUUUGUUCUAGUACUUCUGUCAUGAAGAAAAGAUGUAGAUGCCAUUGCAGUAUAUUCACGCAAGUAUGGUCAUUCAGAUCGACGACUGAGCCCAUGCUAAUCGAGAGAUAGCUACCAUCACGAAUCGAUCGCCGUCAUGGCAGCAACAGAUUCGUAACCUCUAGUAUCAAUAUCCCAGCUCAGCUCAUGCGACGCUCGUGAAACCUAGUGGCGCGCGUCACCGCUGUCGCUUCGCAGCACGAUCCGCUAUUCGAAUUGACAAUGGUGAUGAG